This is a messenger RNA of Neohortaea acidophila, 516 nucleotides long. Its product is annotated as non-classical export protein Nce102. The transcript is spliced from 3 exons. NCBI's taxonomy places the organism in Eukaryota, Fungi, Ascomycota, Dothideomycetes, Mycosphaerellales, Teratosphaeriaceae. The coding region runs from base 1 to 516 and encodes 171 amino acids. The record is from RefSeq and is a predicted model, not a curated record. Gene Ontology annotation, cellular component: plasma membrane; eisosome. Gene Ontology annotation, biological process: eisosome assembly; protein localization to plasma membrane.
AUGUCUCUUGCAAAGCCCCUCAACAUCGCCAUGCGAGGGCUCCAGUUCCUCUGGGCCCUCCUCGUCAUGGCCAUUGUCGGCAACAUGGUCGCCGAAGCCCACAACAGCCCUUCUGUCGUCAACUACAGCCUCUUCUGCUCUGUCUUCGGCAUGCUCUCGCUCUUCUACCUCCUACCCGCCACCAUCUGGGAGAACUUCUCCAUCUCCCCUUGGUUCCCCCUUAUCCUCGACAUCCUGAACACCAUUUUCUGGUUCUGCGGCGCGGUGGCGUUGGCGGCCGACUUGGGCGUGCAUAGCUGCAGCAAUCAGGGCUAUCUCGACUCCAACCACAUCACCAACGGCGUGAAGACUGGCAAAUCCGGACGAUGCACCGAAGCGCAAGCCUCCGACGCCUUCCUCUUCUUCGGCUUCUUCGCCUUCCUUGUCUCCACCGUCCUCUCCGGCCUGAACACCCGCGGCAGCGGCAUCCGUCCCAGCGGCAUCCGAAGAAGUGGGCCAGCCAUGAGCCAGGUGUAA